AUUGAGUCAAGUGCGAGUCCAACAGAGAGAACGAAUGCGAGCAGUUGAGUGGGAUGCAAGGAAGCAAUCAAACAGAACAUUGGAAGAACAUUAGGAUUCAAAGACAAAAAAGUUUCAAAAUGAACGUUGUGAGACAAUGAAACGGGCUGCAAAAAGGAAUUCGUAGAGAGAGGACAGAACAUUAAGGAUGUGUUUUAUUUUGUAUUUUGGAAAGGAUGUCAACGUUGUUUUUCAAGUAGCUAACAACAUUGCCAUUCAAAAGGAAAUGCAUCAGAAGGAGGCAACGCUGAUAUCUCCAAGGGGUCCUUAGACCUGAGGCUGUUGUCCUCCUGCCCCUCUGCCCACAGCCUCCUACCAAGCUGGUCUCUUUUAAUGGUUGGCACUGGCCACCGCGGCCCUGAUUACUGCCCACACAGACACAGCCUGAUGAUCACUGGUGCCAUGGGAGCGGUGCGAGUCAACAGAUACAGCAUCGUAGCCACCGAUGAAGACCACUUCAAGAUCUCCACCCUGGGCCUCCACAAUGGCCAUGGAGGAGGAGGCGGCAGCUCGCUAGCCCUGCGAGCAACAGAGUCUGUCCACAACGGACGCCAGAUCUCCACGACGGGGCCCAACCAUGUCCGGAGCCGCUUCGUGAAGAAGAACGGCCAGUGCAACGUGGUUUUCCACAACAUGGAAGACAAGACGAAACACUAUCUGGCCGACAUAUUUACCACCUGCGUGGACAUCCGCUGGCGUUACAUGCUGCUCCUCUUCACCUCUACCUUCCUGCUCUCCUGGUUCCUCUUCGGGGUGGUCUUCUGGGGAGUGGCUCUGGCCCAUGGGGACUUCGACCUUCGACCCGGCCUGGGAGAGGGGCCUCUGGCCGGCUUGGAGGGAGGAGGGGUGGAGUGGAAGCCCUGCAUCCUACACGUCCAAGGCUUCGUAGGGGCGUUUCUCUUCUCCAUAGAGACCCAGACCACCAUUGGGUAUGGGUUCCGCUGCGUCACCGAGGAGUGUCCAGCGGCGGUGGCUACGGUGGUGGUCCAGUCCAUUGUGGGCUGUAUCAUCGACUCCUUCAUGAUCGGAACCAUCAUGGCCAAAAUGGUUCGACCUAAGAAGCGGGCGCAGACCUUGCUGUUCUCGCACCACGCAGUAAUCUCCAUGCGGGACGGGAAGCUGUGCCUGAUGUUUCGCCUGGGUAACAUGAGGAAAAGCCACAUCGUGGAGGCUCACGUCCGGGCGCAGCUCAUCCGGCCGCACGUCACCGCCGAAGGCGAGUACCUCCCCAUGGAGCAGACGGACAUCGACGUGGGUUACGACGAGGGCCUGGACCGCCUCUUCCUGGUGUCUCCACUGGUCGUGGUCCACGAGAUCAACGAGAACAGCCCGCUGUACUGCAUGAGCAGCGCCGACCUGACGACAGAGGACUUUGAGAUCGUGGUGAUACUGGAGGGGAUGGUGGAGGCCACGGCCAUGACCACCCAGGCCCGCUCCUCCUACCUGGCCAGGGAGAUCCUGUGGGGCCACCGCUUCGAGCCCGUGGUCUUCGAGAAGGAGCACCGCUACCAGGUAGACUACUCCCGCUUCCACAAGACCUACGAGGUGCCAGCUACUCCGCACUGCAGCGCCAGGGAGCUCCAGGAGAUGACGGGCCGAUCCCGCUCCCCCUCGUCUGCCUCCGGCUCUAGUUCUACCCGGUCAGUGUCCCCUCUCGGUCCCAAAUCCUCUGGCCUCCACCUCUUGCCUCCACACUCCCCCAGCGCCUUCUGCUACGAGAACGAGGUGGCCCUGUGCUGCGGGGAGGAGGAGGGGGAGGAGGUAGGGGAGAUGGGUAUGAUGCUGGGGGGGAGGGACGACGGGGAGGGGGAGGAGAGGGACGUACAACUAGACAUCUUCCAGGAGAGAUUUCAGGACCAGGUAGCGGUGGACAUGAACAUGCUGUGUGUGCUGGACAUGGACAAUCAGAUUGACAGGCUGCAGCCGGCUAUAGCUCUUGAUGCGCUGGGCUUCAGGAGGGAAUCAGGAGUGUAG
Messenger RNA from Oncorhynchus gorbuscha (pink salmon), 2013 nucleotides. RefSeq names its product ATP-sensitive inward rectifier potassium channel 12-like. The transcript has 4 exons. Gene Ontology annotation, biological process: potassium ion import across plasma membrane; regulation of monoatomic ion transmembrane transport. Gene Ontology annotation, molecular function: inward rectifier potassium channel activity. The record is from RefSeq and is a predicted model, not a curated record. Lineage: Eukaryota; Metazoa; Chordata; Actinopteri; Salmoniformes; Salmonidae. The coding region runs from base 373 to 2013 and encodes 546 amino acids. Gene Ontology annotation, cellular component: plasma membrane.